Molecule: messenger RNA, 976 nt
Organism: Anopheles coustani
Lineage: Eukaryota; Metazoa; Arthropoda; Insecta; Diptera; Culicidae
Product: ribonuclease H2 subunit B
Exons: 2
Coding region: 1-867 (288 amino acids)
Biological process (GO): RNA catabolic process; ribonucleotide metabolic process
Cellular component (GO): nucleoplasm; ribonuclease H2 complex
Source: RefSeq, a predicted model, not a curated record
AUGUCGUCUAACAAGUUCUUUUUUGUAUUUAAAGACACAUUAAUCGAUAACGGUGACUCCAGUUUAAAGAUUUUAACAUUGAGGAAUCCAGCCACGAAGAAUCCUUCGAAAUAUUUGUUGCGACGUAACGACUCCAAAGAAACACCAAGUGUCUUGUAUGAAGUGAAUUGUUUCAACGAGCAGCAUCGAUCAUGGUUCAUCGAUGAGACCGUUUGUUCCAAUGGAAAAAUAUUUAUUCCCACACCAAUCGAUCCGCUGUUCCUCGCGCUGCCGUAUCUAGAAGAGCACUGCAGCGAAAAGGCGGUACCAUUGGAUCAAGUUUUCGUAGAUGAUAAGUUUCCCCUCACCACCUCAGUCCUCGUGGAGGUUUUGGAAUCCUCUAGGAUAAGCUUAAUAGCGGAUGAAAAAAGAGCUGGAAAUAUCGUUGCCUACAAGUACAAUGAAACGAAGGCUCUGGCGUGGCUGGUAGCCAAAUGCAAGCGAUUAAGCAGAGUCGUAAGUAAGCAGGAUGGACCAGCGGCACGCUCUAUGAACUUAAUCAAGGAGGAGAAGGAGAAUGAACUGGAGGAAAAUGCGUGCGUCGCUCUUCAGACGGCCUACGGAAUCGUCAGCGAUUACGUCUCGCUCGAAGUUUGCCGCAAAUUGUCGGUAGCGCUCGGUUUUCCCGAAGAUGAGAAUAUUUCCAAAAAACGUAAGUCUGCUGUCGAUUUGGAAUCCGCAGUGUUAAAGAAAAUUAAAAAAGAGGACAUACACGAAACAACACCCAUCAAACUACCGGCCGCAGAGAAAAAGGUAUCCGCGAAAGCCAAAGCGCUUGCCAAGGCAGCCAGCGGAUCGAAGAGCAUUUCUAGUUUUUUCAAGAAAUAACACAUUUUAUGUUCGUUAGAGUUUCACUGUUUAAUAAAAGCAACAAUUUUGGAAUGAGUUGUUCAAUUAAAGCUUAAAUAUUGUUAGCACAGCAUUGUCAUUUGUGUAU